Melopsittacus undulatus (budgerigar) is the source of this 5814-nucleotide messenger RNA. RefSeq names its product RAP1B, member of RAS oncogene family (gene RAP1B). The record is from RefSeq and is a predicted model, not a curated record. Gene Ontology annotation, biological process: negative regulation of synaptic vesicle exocytosis; Rap protein signal transduction; cellular response to cAMP. The transcript has 8 exons. Bases 181 to 735 code for a protein of 184 amino acids. Gene Ontology annotation, molecular function: GTP binding; GTPase activity; GDP binding. NCBI's taxonomy places the organism in Eukaryota, Metazoa, Chordata, Aves, Psittaciformes, Psittaculidae. Gene Ontology annotation, cellular component: plasma membrane.
CGCCGCCCCCGCCGCGCCAGAGCGAGGCUGGGCGUGCGGCGUCACGGCGACGGCCACAAGCCGCGCCCCGGCAUAGGCAGCGAGAGGGAGAGCGGAGCACAGCGGGCUCGGCCGGCGAGGCGGCGGUCGGCGGGGAGCGGAGGCGCUGUCCGGUAUUGAGGACGAUUUAUCUCUUGCAUCAUGCGUGAAUACAAGCUAGUGGUUCUUGGUUCUGGAGGUGUUGGAAAGUCUGCUCUGACUGUACAGUUUGUUCAAGGAAUAUUUGUUGAAAAAUACGAUCCUACGAUAGAAGACUCCUACAGAAAGCAAGUUGAAGUAGAUGCACAACAGUGUAUGCUUGAAAUCUUAGAUACUGCAGGAACGGAACAGUUUACAGCAAUGAGAGACCUAUACAUGAAAAAUGGACAAGGUUUUGCAUUAGUAUAUUCCAUCACAGCACAAUCCACGUUUAAUGAUUUACAGGAUCUAAGAGAACAGAUUCUUCGAGUCAAAGACACUGAUGAUGUGCCUAUGAUUCUGGUUGGCAAUAAGUGUGACUUGGAAGAUGAAAGAGUUGUGGGAAAGGAACAAGGACAGAACCUAGCAAGGCAAUGGAAUAACUGUGCAUUCUUAGAGUCUUCUGCAAAAUCAAAGAUAAAUGUUAAUGAGAUCUUUUAUGACCUUGUGCGGCAAAUUAACAGAAAAACUCCAGUGCCUGGAAAAGCACGCAAAAAGUCAUCAUGUCAGCUACUUUAAUACAUAGCUGUACUGUAGCUCUGAGCCAGGUCUGAAGAACUGUUGCCCAAUUCAACAGUGCCAGCAUUCCAACUUUAUUAAACCUACCAACAUCUUAAAUGGACUUUCCUGUGGUGGUACCCUUUAAGAAAUGGAUGAAAGCUACUACAUCAGUUUGCACAUUCUAAUCACUUUCCAGUGUCAUGAGAGAUUUUUACUUAUAAAUAUUCUAAGUGUAUGCAACUGGUAAAACCAGAGCCUACAUCCAGUAUUACUGAUAAGAGACAUUGUUCAUCCACCAAUGUUGUACAUGUAUGAAAACUGUGUACUGUAUACUUCAACAAUCCCCACUUUCUAUUGGAGAGUACAAUAAUGUAAAUCCUAAAAGCACCACUAUUUUAGCAUAAUAAAAGAAAGUCCAAAGAGCUCCUAUAUAGACUACUCCAGAUAACUUUGCUUCAUCGGUAUUUGUAGCUUAUUGUAACUUUUUUAAAGAAAUACAGGAUCAUCAUCAUCGUAUUGUACAAAAGCGCUUUGAUUAACACAACAGCUAUAUAGUUUUUUAAUUUUAGGAAAAACCUGUGGAGACAGUGAUCUAGUCUUUAAGAGUCCUUUCAGUAUAACGUCUGACUAAAGACAUGGCCUUUAAUAUCUGUUGGGAAGGAAAUGUCCAGACUUUUCAACCUUUUAUUGUAUGUUUCCUUUUCCUUGUUUACAUAGGGAACAAUGUUUAUAGUUGUGUGUACAGUGGGGGUCUACAACAAGAAGUGUAUAUUUUAAAACUUUUUUAAUGAUUUAACAAUUUUUUGUAAAUCAUUUCUGGGCUUCUGCAGCUGUAGAUUCUCACUGUGAAUUCCCUUGCUUGCUCAUGCAUAAGUGUAUUUGCAAUACCAAAUAUACAGGUUUAGUACUUUUGCCUGUUAGUGAUUGUUUUACAUGUGUAACGUUUUGGUUGAGAUGUUAAAUGGUGGAAGAGUACUGUGGAUGUGAAUGUGGGAAGUAAUUUUAAUCAUGUGUAAUUGGUCACAGGGCCUAAGUUGCAGUAAUUAACUUUUGCUGAUUUAUUUAACAAUGCCUUGUUGCUUUGUAUGCAUUAACGUUUGGGUGUAAAGAUUGUGUGUAUAUCCAACAGGGAGCCACAGUAUUUAAAUUGACCAACCUAAUGUUACAACUGCUUUGAGGUGGCCAAAUGUAAACUAAAAGCCUUAAUUAAAGUGGUGCAAUUUUGUAUGACUUAGCAUCAGUAGUUCAAUAAAUUUGGAUUGCCAUGCAAGGGCUUGCAUUACAGUUAUAUACUACUUGAAUGUUUUGUGUUUUAGUAGUGCUAGUAGAUACUGAUUUUUAAAUCUCUUGCAAAGUGCAGAUUCAUACAUUUUAGGAUGAAAAGGAGCCACUAUGGCUUUGUCUUCUGACAAAUACAUGCCAUAUAUACUUCUUUCAACAGCAUCUCAUGUGCUAGGGUGGAUGAAUUUCUGACUGAAUGAAAUUCCACUUACAGUAUUGGACUUGAAAUAUUCCAAAUUCUAACAUGACAGAGAAACAUAACAAAAUACCUGUCUUCAAAGGUUAGACUUUAUAAGUGGCUGUUUUGGGAACUUGGAAAUAGGUUGCCUGCUAAAUUAAAAUUUACUUGGUGUGGCUUAAAAAAAAUAACUAUUGGGAGAAAAUACGAUUCUUCUGCAUGAUUAAACUGUAUUUUUGUUUGAUUUCAAGGAGAUCUGCCGAAGAACAUUCUUGCAGUAUUGAGUCUUGCAGGCUUUAAAUAUCUCUUAACACUGUUGGACUGUGAAGUGGAAUGCAUGGACUGUGGAUGACUUCCUGAAUUUGGCUGUGUGGCUGAAAUUUAAUGUCACACCCAAAUACUUGGUACCUCUUGUUUUUCUGGCACAGAAUUAUUAGGGCUUGUUCUAAUCCAUUCCUGCAAAUUCAGUGAGAUUAGGUUAGCUAAUACUGGUAAGCUUUGAGAUAGUUUGUUGCCCGAAGUUAAUUAAGUAGCCUAGCUGAUCCUUCCUGCUGAUAAUUUUACCAGUCAUCACCAUUGUUUAAUGGAGGUAAAACACUCUUUCACUGUACAGAAUCAGAGUUAAGACUGAAAUUCCUUUUCAUUUAUCAUUAGAAACAGAACAUGUGGUUAAUGAUCCCCGUAAAUAUCUUGUUUUGGUACUCUGUGCAUCCUGAUUGGUCCCCAGAGUAGAUGAGACUGGAGCACUAGAUGCUCUAGUUCUUUUUUUCACUAGGUACCUUCCUCCUUGAUGAGCUAAUCAGUAUUUUUCCUCCCUUCAUUUUCAACCCCUGCUUAUUCAGGUCUUGUAACACUUCUGUGUCCCAGUUGUCCUUUUAUCAGUCUUCUUUUUAAUGUGGUUCUUUUUCAGGGAGCUGUACAGGUGGCAUUGGGAGGGAGAGAGAGUAAAUUAUUUGAUAACAUCAGAGAGGAGUCCAUGGUCUAGUCUUGGUGUCCAGCCAAAGAGUACCAGUUAGAGGGAGCAUCACGCUUUGCCUCGAAAGCUCUGUACUAAAAUAUUCUUGCUCUAUGGAAUAGUGAAUGUACAGUUUCUCGGCAUUAGAGGUAGUAAUUCUGAUGAAACCCCAGAGAAGCAGAAUUUUCAGAAAUUUGAGUCUUUGCCAUCUAAAGAUUGUGCUAAAAAAGUGAAAUGCACCCCCCACACACACUCCCCUAUAUUUAGAACUUAGUUCAGAUUUGUAAAGCCAACACAUCAUAACCCAGGUAAUACCUAAACCCUGGUAUUUUUCUCCUUGAAGACUUAGGCAGGCUUCAAGGGAGCAGUGUCCUGCUUGUUAAAGGGAAGAUGCAUGACAAAAUGAUGUGGAGGAAGUGACGGACAUGAAGUGUAAUGAAAAAACACAUGAAAGAAUUUUCUUCAUAUCUAAGUAACUACGGCAUAAGAAGCUGUUCCCGCUGAGGAAGCGAACAUCCAGUUCCCCACAGGAAUUAGAACUAUGUAAGCAGUUAACCAAAUCUAGAAAAGAAUCCUGGCUGCUGAGAUUUUUUUUGAACAAACUUUCACGUAUCUUCAGGAUAACUGCUUUGUGUACCAACGCUCAAGAAGUUCACGCUUGAACUGCUUGUAAAGAAACAGAGCACUUCCCAUACAGCUGUGGAUGAAAACAUGCAUAAUUCAUAUUCUGAGAACUAAUGCAGUCAUUUUCUGAAUUUGGUGUUAAUACUGCUUGUAACGUUAGCUUAUGCUUACAGUAUACACAAAGGUGGAGACUGCUUUAUUUCCACCCUAAUCUGAAAUUGGUAUAUGUCAGUAUUUAAGUGUCUGACUUUUCUAUGGAAAAAGUAAUGUUUAUGUCCUGAAAUACAGGAGUAUUAUUUCAUGCAAUUGCUCUCUUUAUAAUAGGACUCUUUUCUUGCAGUAUAAUUUUUUCCUAUACCUUGUUUCUAAUGCCCAUCUGCAUUCUCCCAGUUACUCUGUGAAAUGAAUGUCUGCUUGUCUAACUUACAGAAUGUUUUGAGACAUCGCAAGAUGUUUUCAGAUGGCUAAAGGAAUGAACUGUAAACUCAAACUACUGCUGCUCUCCUGCAUAUGAGAAUGGAACAUCUGGAAAAAUAUUGUAGAAUUAGAUCAUAAGUUUGUUUCAUAAUGGGUACUGAUAUUGUGAUGCUAGAAACAGGAGGUGGAAGGAGCUUGGAUUAAACUGUGUGGGUUUUUUUUCCUAUUCUGGUAUAAAUACAGUGGCAGUUUCCUCAUGGGUAAACAUUAAAGCUGAGGAUUUUCUUCUUUUAAAAUGAUCUAAAGAAACUAUGGAUUAAUCAGAUUUGAGGGCUUUUUUUUCCCCAGUGUUUUCUAACCUUUGCCAGUUUGGAUAAUAACUUAAAAGGUGAGAAAAUUUUGCCAUGAUACUGUACUAGUUCUAGAUAGACUUCAGUUUAGAUGUAUCAAUAGUACAAAGUUAUUUCUAGAUGUCAGUGGUCAACAAUAGUAGUCAGUAUACAGCUGUUGUAGCACUUUUUUAAUUGUAAUAUGUAGAUGCAGCCAAGCAUCAGUGUAGACAGAAAGCAAGCUUUUUGUCCAAUUUUAUACUGUUGACCCAACAGCAUUAGGCUGUACUUCAAUUUAUAGCUUUUAUUUUGCCCAUGUAUGGGAAGAGAAUAAAAGCAAAGAACAAGUUGCUCAAGUAUGUAAUAAAAUGCAGUUGUACAUAGAUCUCUAAGGCAGUACUAGAGAAGCAGAGCUCUUAACCAAAUUAGGUUUUUAUUUCUGAGUCUCAAGCACCUUUUAUGCUUUACCUUGAAAAGUUUAUUAACCACUUGGAAGAUUCUUAAAACCUAUUUUAACUUCUCUCUUCUAUAAACUCUGGAGUGAUAAUUCCGUUUGUCACAAAACGCAUUCUUAGUCUGAAACUAUAAGCAAAGUUGGUUUGUAGUCUUGAUUUUUUUCUCGGUGUUGAAAUAUCUGGGCUUCAAACAGCAGUUAAAUGUGGAUUUUGUUUCCUUUUUUCAGUGUUUUAGGGCUUGGUUUUGUUUUUUUUCAAAUACCCUCUGUAACCAGUUUUUUUCAGAGUUUUGAAUCCUCAAGCAGAGGGUGGAUUCCUGUUUCCAGUGUGAUGUUAUUUAGGGAUAGGUUUGUGAAUGGAAAAAGGAAUGUCUUCAUAAUUCCACUGUACUUGCUUUAGCCUCAAGAAAUACUAGUUCUGCUGAACAACCAGCUCAUUGUUUCGAGAAGGUUCACUGCUACCAGGAUUUAUUUUUCUUUGAUGUUGUGUCUGGGGUGAACUACUUCAUUUGAAAGACACUGUAAUUUCUAAUUCCUGUAACAUCUUUCAGCUACCCUAAACAUGGAGAGAGGGGGCAUUUCUGCAGUCUUAGAUACUGAGUGACAUUAUAGUUGAAGUUAUAAUUCCUUUUCUUGUCAGUACACUUUACCUUUUCAUGCUCUGUGGCAUUUUUACCUUAGAUUUCUAAAUCUAGCAGGGAGGAGUCAGUAACCUUACUCCUGUACUAAGUAGAAAAAUCUACAUGUGAAAUCACAGCUCUCAUAAAUUGGGUUUACUGCUUGUCAUAUGCCCAGUUCAACAAAGACCCUUGGCACUACUGUCAUGAUCUUCAGACACAAAUAAAAUGACAGUUGCAAA